Molecule: messenger RNA, 4994 nt
Organism: Poecilia reticulata (guppy)
Lineage: Eukaryota; Metazoa; Chordata; Actinopteri; Cyprinodontiformes; Poeciliidae
Product: transmembrane protein 132B
Source: RefSeq, a predicted model, not a curated record
CCUUUUGUUUUCUGAGAAGUUUGUUGUUUCUGCGUCUUUCUUGAUUUGAUGCUCUUGUUUACUGGAUUUUGGAGUCAAUAUCACUUCAGAGUUUAUGUUGCAAAAUCAUAUCAUCUAUUCUUCAAAAUGGUGACCUGGUGAAUGGAUAAAACCCUGAGAGAGUUUUAAGGAAGGUAUGGAGACGGUCGGGAGAGGGACAGGCGCGCCGGUGGGAUGUUGCCUCUGGAAGACCGUUUUAAUUCUCGUCCUGUGGAAAGUGUCUGACAGCUCGUUAGGAGCAGCAGGGGGUGGACCGGGCGCAGGGCCGGACUUUUCCCAGCCUCGUUUCUUCUCUUCCCUCCCGACCUAUCUCCCAGUCCAAUGCCAGCUAAGCGGCACUGACUCUGCCUUCUUUCUGCGGGAAGCUAAUCAGGAGGUCAUGCGAAAUGGCAGUCUGUCAUCGCGGACUGAGCCGUUCUUUCUUCACCAGCUGGAGCCAGGCGUUGCUCCACAGUCCCAGCCGAGUGUCAAUUGCAGCUAUGGAAAUCUGAGCAUUGAGCAAAUGAUCCCAACGGAGCUCCUUCAAGGUCCUCAGCCACAUUUGCUGACCUCAGUCAGUCAGGUGACGACGAACUGGAGGAUCAAAGGUCAAGUGGUGGUCCCUAAAGUGGGGUCAACAAGACCAUGGAUUCAGGUACUAUUUUAUCUGAUUGGACGGCGCUGGGAUGAGCCUGACCCGCUUCCUAGGUCCAUUCUCCCAUGUGUCCGCGCCUUGGCUGUACGUGACAUCAAUGAACCAGCGCCUUCAGCAGGCUGCCGUCUCAUGGGGCCAUCUGGCAUCUGUGUGGUCCGUCUGGAGAUCCCACCAGCUUGGUUUACACCAUCACAAGUGAGAAAAAGACCUCCCGAAGUGUCUCUACCAUCAGUGGAUGUGUACUACUCAAUCAUACCAGUGGAAGGGGCUGGUCAAGACUGUCCAUCCAUUGUAAAUGAGCCAUGGAAAGCUCAGAGUUCAAAUGUUGGACCUCUUGGAGGCCUGGGGAUUGGCCUUGGAGGACAGUGGGGUACUUUGGAUGACGGAGGGCUUCAGGACAUGAUGAAAGCUGGUACUGUGGAGAUGAGCAUCGGCCCAGUUUCUGCUAAGGGAGAAAGACUGCAAUUAGAUGAGAACCUGGAGGUACUUGUACCACCAAGUCCGCUUCGACUUGGCAGAACAGUGGCAUUUGGCAUAUACAUGAAGACAGAUUCAAACCUGGAACACUUCACAUUGAGGGUGAGGUUCCAGCCAGGCAUCAACUUCCUCGCUGUGAAACCCAGCAACCUCGUCGCGUGGGAGAUCAAACAGGAAAUGGCACCGGGAAGCAGUUCGUUGGCAGUGGAUUGUCAAAGAAAGGCCUCCUCCACAGCCGAGAGAUUGGACAGUUACUCGUAUGAGGUAAUGCAGCUGGACUUUGAAGUUGACAACGUGAUUAAUCUGAAGCCAACCCAGACUUUGCGCUGGACUGUGGAAUACUCCGCUAACACACAGAUGGCUUUGAAGCAAACGGAACAAGUUUCCCACCUCUACAUUAGCAACUCCGACAUCCAGGGCAUUGUGCCGCUGGCAGAGGACACAGAGGUGGUGAACACGGCCAUUCUUACAGGCAGACGUGUAGCAGUGCCCAUUAAAGUGGUGACAGUGGAGACAGAUGGGCAGGUGAGGGAGGUGGACGAGUCGAUCACCUGCGCCUCCACAGAUGUGGAUGUGGUUAAGGUUUCCUUAAACUGCGACCAGGUUCUGGUGAACGGCAAAGAAAUGCGGGGUAGACAGUCCCUGGCAGUAAACUUCACCUACCUCCACCUGUCUGCUCAGCUGCUGCUCACUGUCUGGGUUCCCAAGCUACCCCUGCAGAUAGAUGUGUCAGAUACCGAGCUGAGCCAGGUCAAAGGCUGGAGGGUGCCGAUCACCACCAACAAGAGACCCACCAGGGACAGCGAGGAUGAUGAAGAUGAUGACAGAAAGGGUAAAGGCUGCACCCUACAGUACCAGUAUGCUUUGGUGCGAGUUCUCACUCAUUUUGUUGCCGAACCGUCUGACCCCAGAGGGGACAUGGUUUACAUGUUGGGUACUGACUGGCAAGCUGAUAUCACUCCUUUGGUCUUGGAACAAUUGAAGGUUGAAGAGCCACGCAUUGCCAGGCUUGUAGAUGGGCAUAUUUUAAUGGGACGUGACCUAGGCAUUACUACUAUACAAGUUUUGUCCCCUUUGUCUGAUUCUAUCCUGGCAGAGAAGACUGUGACAGUCCUGGAUGACAAGGUAACAAUAACAGACCUGGGAGUCCAGCUGGUUGCAUCCUUGUCUCUCAGCAUGACAGCGAGUCCUGGAAAUUACCAAGCAAUACAGCUGACAGCUACAGCUACAGAUCUGCUUCACACACCCAAACAGGAAGCUGUGAUUAGUGCGUGGAUUCAUUACAGUGAUGGCUCAGUGACACCUCUUGAUAUCUAUGAUCCCAAGGACUUCCUCCUCUCAGCUGUCUCACUGGAUGAGAAUGUCAUCUCUGUAACCAAUCAGGAGCAGCACUGGCCAAUUAUCGUGGCUGAGGGUGAUGGACAGGGUCGACUGUUUAAUGUGGAAAUGGUCAUUUCUGAAACUUGCCAGAAGUCCAAGAGGAAGAGUGUGCUGGCAUCUGGAUUUGGUAAUGUGGUCGUUAAGUUUGGAGCAAACAGCGACGAGAGAGGUGGAGCAGAGGAUGGCGGAGGGCUGGAAAACAGCACCAGUGAGCAACGGACAAAUGAUGGAGGGGAAUGGAAUUCCAAGAGUUUGGCUGUGGACCGAGAGGAAGGAGCCAUGAGGAAGGUUAGCACAACAACUAAAAGCACAGUUACCCACCGUGCUUCCCACCCAGGUGGAAGAGCCGCUGGUGGUGGCAACAGCGGUCGGGGAGGGUCAGGCCAAGGCGGGGACUAUAGUAAGAACUCAGUACAAGUGGAAAUUCCAGGAAGUGGGAACGGUGAGCUGACCCAGACCACAAGAGGCCUGUCAGACCUGGAGAUUGGGAUGUAUGCUCUUCUGGGAGUAUUCUGUCUGGCCAUAUUGGUCUUUCUCAUCAACUGUGUCAGCUUUGCGUUCAGGUACCGUCACAAGCAGGUUCCUGUACUGGAAGCAGGCGGCAACAUGAACCAUGCCCAUGACUGGGUGUGGCUUGGCACUGAGGCUGACCUCUUAGCUGACCAUGCGGACCAAUGCCAGGGCCUACCUGAUGAAUGCACUACCAUCAUCGACAGAAACGAAGGAGGAUAUGAGGAGAGCAAGUACCUUCUGAAUGGUGCUGGGAACACUUUGGUGAUGGGUGUAGGUUCUGGCAUGGGCACAAUAAGUGGUGGCAGUGGCGGCACAGGUGGACUGCGGGGAAUGGCCCAUGGACAGACCUUGCCUAGGUCUAUCCCAGAACCCCAUCAGUGCCUUUCUGCAAUCACUGCUGGUGGGAAAGAUGCCACUGGGCAAACAGAGCAUCUGAAUAAUUCCCCCAGAGCCGCGGCUGCAGCUGCAGUUGCUGCUGCCAAGCGCAAACGAGUCAAAUUUACAUCCUUUGCCACCGUUUUGCCCAACGAUAAUUUGGGUAGUGGUGGCCCGUAUGUCAACUCCUCAGUUCUUGUGACCAAUGGUAAUGAGGAUGACAUUAAGUGGGUGUGCCAGGAUAUGGACCUGGGUCAGUCUGAAAUCAGAACCUACAUGGAGAGGCUGCAAGACAAUCUGUGACUGACCGGGAGAGAAACUGAGCAAUAGAGAGGCAGAGGAUGUGGGCUGGGGAAAAGAUGGACAAAGAGUACAAUUCACCUGUGAUGCCUUUGCAGUGGAUUAAUAAAGGGUCAAGUGAAGCGAAAAAUGUGAGAGCAGUAAAAUGAAAAAUAGUGAUAACCUGAAGGUUUUGGACACACAGCUUAAGGGUUCCUAACCUUUGGCUCCCCUAAAGCAAAGCAGAAUAGGAAGUCAUCACUAGCUCACACUAAAAGUAACAGUAGCAAACAAUAAGUAACAUUCAGAGUUCGUUUUGUGUUACUUAUUGUGAAAAUCAUAGUGUAAAAAUCAGCAAUGGUCACUAUUGGUUUGAGUGUUUAUUUUCAGAAAACCAGUAGACCACUGUACUCAUACAUUAUUGAUUCAGGGUAUGUUAAUGGACAAACUUUUGUAAGCCACUAUACAUUUGAACAAAGAUGUUGACAAACUUUGAUCUUGUAAUGACGUCACUCACAAGUCUUUGGGAGUUUUUUUGUUUGUCUUUUUUUUUUUUUUACUUAUUUAUUGCCAUUGUUGGCUAAGGCUGUUGAGUAAAUAUUUAGUUUUAAAAUAUAAGCAAUUUACCUGCCAGGUCUCCUGAAUGGUUAACCAACGAUUCACUGAUAUCGCAAAACAGCAGAUGUUGACUUAUCAUUUCCCCGAUUUCAUUUUGGUAUUAUGAGUAUAAUGUGAGUUAAAAUAUAUAUAUAAGUAUAUUUCAAGUAUUCAACAGAAAAUCCACUUAUUAUUUAGUCAGCAGUCCAGAUAAAUCAAAUCUUUUUUCAGGAAAUCACAUUCUUUCUACAAACAACAACUCGGAGAGAUUGAAAAGGACAAGUCACGAGAAAGACUUUCAUCCUUGGAUCCAAGACAUACGUUUUUAUUCUUGCACAAUUAAAAAUAAGAAAGGACACUGGCCAUUUUUAAUGGGGCCUCAUUUCGUGAACCCUGCAGCCAAUGACUGCUCUCUCCCUAUCAGAAACAAUGGUGACAUCCCUUUGCCUCUCUCCUCGUCUGUGAUUAAGCAGAACUAGAACCAACUGUGGAACACAGUCAGAUACAUUCUGCAAACCAAAAGGGGAGUGAAGUAAAAAAGAAAAACUGGCUUGGACUUUGCAAAACCUGGCUAAAAACUUAAUGAGAACUCUGAAUGAAGACAUCUAGCCAGGCUGGAAGAGGUUUGUGCAUUACACAGAAUCACCAGGAAGUACUAAAUGACAUUACAGUGUCAAAGGAAUGACUAACUAAUAGAAAU